AUGCAGAGUAAUAAAACUUUCAACUUGGAGAAGCAAAACCACACUCCAAGGGAGCAUCAUCAACAUCACCACCAGAAGCAACAGCAGCAGCCACCACCGCCAACAACUGCGAAUGGGCAUCAGGCCGGCAGCCAAAACGAAGGCUUGACUAUUGGCCUGAAGAAUUUUAGGAAACCAGGAGAGAAGACCUUCACCCAACGAAGCCGUCUCUUUGUGGGAAAUCUUCCUCCCGACAUCACCGAGGAAGAAAUGAGGAAACUGUUUGAGAGCUACGGAAAGGCAGACGAAGUCUUCAUUCAUAAGGAUAAAGGAUUUGGCUUUAUCCUCUUGGAAACACGAGCCCUAGCGGACAUUGCCAACGUGGAGCUGGACGAUAUGCCACUCCGUGGAAAGCAGCUGCGUGUGCGCUUUGCCUGCCAUAGUGCAUCCCUUACAAUUCGAAACCUUCCUCAGUAUGUGUCCAACGAACUGCUGGAAAAAGCCUUUUCUGUGUUUGGCCAGGUUGUAGUGACUGUGGAUGCUCGAGGAAGGCCCUCAGGAAAAGGCAUCGCUGAGUUCUCAGGGAAGCCACCUGCUCGGAAAGCUCUGGGCAGAUGCAGCGGAGGCUCCUUCCUGCUAACCACGUUUCCUCAUCCUGUGACUGCGGAGCCCAUGGGCCAGUUAGAUGAUGCAGAGGGACUUCCAGAGAAGCCGGUUAUAAAGAACCAGCAAUUUCACAAGGCACGAGAGCGGCCACCCAGAUUGGCAGAGCCUGGCUCCUCCGAGUAUGAGUAUGCCAUGCGCCGGAGGGCACUCACCGGGAUGGAGAAGCGGCAGCAGCAGGACCAAGCGGACCGCAACAUCAAGGAGGCGCGUGAGAAGCUAGAGAUGGAGACGGAGGCUGCAGGCCUUGGGCACCAGGUCAUGCUAAUGACACAGGAUUUGAUGAGGCGCCGAGAAGAACUUCGGAGGAUGGAAGAGCUGCAUGAUCAAGAGGUGCAGAAACGAAAGCUGCUGGAGCUCAGGCAGGAGGAAGAGCGCAGGCGCCGUGAAGAAAUGAUGCGGCUGGAGCUCAGGCAGGAGGAAGAGCUCAGGCGCCAAAUGAUGCGGCGACAGCAGGAAGGAUUCAAGGGAACCUUCCCUGAUGCGAGAGAGCAGGAGAUUCGGAUGAGUCAGAUGGCUGUGGGAGGUGCCUUGGGCAUAAACAACAGAGGCGUCAUGCCCCCUGCUCCUGUGCCAGCUGGCACCCCAGCUUCUCCAGGACCUGCCACUAUGAUGCCGGAUGGAACCUUGGGAUUGACCCCACCAACUGAACGCUUUGGUCAGGCUGCUGCAAUGGAAGGAACUGGGGCAACUGGUGGAACUUCUCCUGCAUUCAACCUGCUUGCAGCUCCUGGAGCUGAAUUCGCUCCAAACAAACGUCGCCGAUGCUAA
Messenger RNA from Saimiri boliviensis boliviensis (Bolivian squirrel monkey), 1413 nucleotides. Its product is annotated as non-POU domain-containing octamer-binding protein-like. Lineage: Eukaryota; Metazoa; Chordata; Mammalia; Primates; Cebidae. Gene Ontology annotation, molecular function: RNA binding. The record is from RefSeq and is a predicted model, not a curated record.